UCCGUGUUUACGCUUUCCCAUUCACUCUGAAAGAUAACAUUCUCCCGUUCCUGUGCGGAACCGUGUACGUAAUGACCUUUCGUCUGAAGUCCGUAGUUCAGGAUUUCUUUCUGCAGAGAAAAUAUGGGAGACAAAAAGAUACUCUGCAUUGGUUUGGUGUGUCUGGAUAUCAUAAAUGUUGUGGAUAAAUACCCGGAAGAAGAUACUGAUACCAGGUGUCUGUCUCAGAGAUGGCAGAGGGGAGGAAACGCAUCAAACACGUGUACAGUUUUGUCUUUGCUUAGGGCCCCGUGUGCAUUUAUGGGGUCUUUGGCUCCUGGACCAGUAGCUGACUUCAUCUUGAAUGACUUUCAAAUGUACAAGAUUGACAUCUCUCUUCUUCUGGAGCAUGCUGAAUGCUCCUUUCCAGCUUCUGUAGUAAUCAGCAGUGUGACGACGGGAAGCCGUACAAUUCUGCAUAUGAACAGAAACUUGCCAGAUGUUUCUGUAGAAGAUUUUUCAAAGGUGGACCUGAGCCAGUACAAGUGGAUCCACUGGGAGGGCCGUAAUGCUGACGAACAAGUGAAGAUGAUUGAGAGGGUGAGAGAGUAUAACAGCAAACAGGAGGAGAAGAACAGAAUCACUAUCUCUGUGGAAAUCGAGAAGAUCAGGGAACCCCUCUACCAGCUUUUCCCUCUUGGUGAUUUGGUCUUUGUUAGUAAGGAUGUGGCCCAACAUUUUGGGUUUACCUCAGCUGCUGCUGCAUUGAAGGGUUUCUGUGGUCGUUUGAGAAAGGGAGCUACCCUCAUUUGUGCCUGGGCGGAAAAGGGAGCGGAUGCCAUGGGUCCCGAUGGUGUAAUCAUCCAUUCAGAUGCAUUCCCGCCUGAGAAGCUUGUAGACACACUUGGAGCAGGAGAUACUUUCAAUGCGUCUAUGAUCUAUUCCCUUUCAAACGGGGGCAGCCUACAGGAUGCUCUCACAUUUGGCUGCCAGAUUGCAGGCAAAAAAUGUGGCGUCCAUGGAUAUGAUGGAAUUUCACACUGAACAUGGCGGAGAGGUGCACAGCUGAAAUGAAGUACAGACAUGAAGCAUGCUGAUAAACUUAACUAGUCUUGUAAGCCACUAGUCAUUGUCAAGGCAUGAUGGCGUACUGAAUAAUGUUGCUUCACAUAGAAAAGACUAAUGUACAUGUGAAGAAUAAGUUAAUGUACUAAUAAUUGUAUAGCCUACUGAUGUUUUUCUGCACUUGAAUAAAUUAAUUCAGGAAGACUUGCUUUACAACUCUUCACUUAUGCAUUUUAAAUAAAUAAAGUGAUAUCUG
Labeo rohita (rohu) is the source of this 1300-nucleotide messenger RNA. RefSeq names its product ketohexokinase (gene khk). Gene Ontology annotation, biological process: fructose metabolic process. The transcript has 8 exons. Lineage: Eukaryota; Metazoa; Chordata; Actinopteri; Cypriniformes; Cyprinidae. The coding region runs from base 124 to 1023 and encodes 299 amino acids. Gene Ontology annotation, molecular function: ketohexokinase activity. The record is from RefSeq and is a predicted model, not a curated record.